Drosophila willistoni is the source of this 1456-nucleotide messenger RNA. RefSeq lists its product as uncharacterized. NCBI's taxonomy places the organism in Eukaryota, Metazoa, Arthropoda, Insecta, Diptera, Drosophilidae. The coding region runs from base 525 to 1205 and encodes 226 amino acids. Gene Ontology annotation, biological process: G protein-coupled receptor signaling pathway. The record is from RefSeq and is a predicted model, not a curated record. Gene Ontology annotation, cellular component: neuron projection. The transcript is spliced from 6 exons.
UGUUCAACGAGUUCUACUCGGGUUUAUAGCCAAUGUCCAACAUGUCGUAUACGCGUUAACUUAAAGUAAAUAAUGCGAAAAGGAAACGCGCCGCAGUGACGAACAACAACAACAACUGCAAAAUAAAAACAAAAAAUAGGAAGGAAACCCAAAAAACAAAAACAAAACUGAAAACCUAUUAAAAAACGAUUUUUCAGCAAAAUGUGGAAACGACAACCAACAAAUUGAAUAUCAAUUGAGGUCAUAAAUUCACGUGAUGUGAUUGGAAAUUAAACGACGCUCAGUUCCCUAUAAGCUGCCAUUGGGGCUGCUCUAAAUGGAUUGUUUCAAUUUAAAUGGAAUUUGGUAAAUCAAAGGCCAAAUACCUGACGCACACUCAAGUACACUGGCACAAACACACAGUUUGACUUGAUGUAUGUGAAUUUGCAAGCGAAAACGACAGCAACAGGAAUAGCAACACCAACAGCAACACCGCCACCAACCACAGCCGGGGGAUCAGUCAGAACCACAGCCACAGCAGCAACAUGUUGACAACACAUCAUCUGCAUCACUUGCAUCAUCAUCGAGGCAGUACGGCUGUUGAACUGGAUAAGAUUACCAAUUUGAAUACGCUCAUUGUGGAGAUCAACAGCCAUGUGGCUUUGUUUCGUGAUAUGCUGAUUCAUGUGGGUCAGGCUAAAGACUGCCCGGAGCUACGUGAAAAGAUACGCAAAUUGCGACGCACCUGCGUAGAGGCUUUCAAGCACACAGCCCAGAUACUGAUGCCCCAGGUCAAGAGCGCCAUGGCCGAUGGCAUUCUGACCGACAACCCGCAUUUGGUGCUCCUGUUCUACAUGGCCCAGUUGUUCCUACGUGAACUGGUGAAAAGUUAUCGUCUCAUACAAGUUGUGCCAAUGGAUAUGUCUGGCUAUUAUGAGAAUCGUGCUGGUCCCUCGAAUUUGGGCAAUGUCAUAAGUCAGAUUUUAUUGUGCAAACAAAUAACGCCCGAUUUCAAUGAGGAGGAAUUAUGCAGCAUAACAAAGGACUCGCAGGACAUUGCCGUGCUGCUGUCGGAGAUGCAGGAGUACAUGCCACAACAUGAAGCAUAUUUGGAGCGAAACGCCGCUUUGGAUACAACCGGUCCAUGGCAGGCCAAACGACGCCAAAUAAAUAUAUGCAAGAAUAUGAGUCUUCUCUGUUGUGUGUCCCGGCCGAACUAUCUUUGAGAGCAGGCGGAAAAUGUUUAGAUAACACUAAGACACACACACACAUACAUACACAAUGGGAUAGAUACACACACUUAUAUCAAUUACUAGUCAACUAAGUAAAAUCUAUAUACAUACAUAAGUGCAAAAACCAAAACUCAAUUAGCCAUGUAACAUAAUCAAAUGGAUCUAACUACAAAUCGUGUGUAUAAUCAAAGUUAAUUAAUGCUGCAUAUACAAUACAAUUAUUACACAUCCUAUAAAGAAAUAUA